AUGGAUAUGGAGCGGCCCCAGUGUGGAUCGCAGAGCGCAGGCGGUGCCGAAGAGUACCCCUUGGGCACACAUGUUGGUGGUCUUUUUGCUGUUUUGGCUGUUUCUUGCUUAGGCGCUGGAUUUCCUGUUGCUGCCAAGAAGAUAAAAUGGUUGAAGAUGCCGCCCAAGGUCUUCUUUGCUUGCAAGCAUUUCGGUACAGGAGUUUUGGUAGCUACUGCUUUCGUUCACUUGCUUCCAACAGCAUUUGGAAGUCUCACAAAUCCCUGCUUGCCCCCUCUGUUCACCGAUAUCUACCCAGCCAUGCCUGGAGUCAUCAUGAUGACCGCCAUGUUAGCGCUCUUCAUGGUUGAGCUCUACCUCAACGCCAAGACCGGAGGCCACUCACACGGUGGACCAACAGGCACCACCAUCACUGUCAACCCGCCUCCUCCUCGUCCUCAGCGUCCCUUCCCUGAGACCGCCAACUUCAAGCAGCACAACCGAUCUGACUCUGAUGCUACUGUUUACGAGGACGAUGUUGAUUACGAGAAGGCUAUGGCUCGUGAACUGUACGAGAAGGAGAACCAGCCUCACGCCUACUCACAAGAUUACGACAGCAGCUCCACCAUGCCUGCGUGGUUUGUCGUUUUCUACGAGCAGUACAUCCGCCAGCGGUCUGAGAUGAUGGACAUGAUCCAGAAGACCCAGUACGCCUCUCAGGCUGCCAUCGACUCAAAGCCCAGCGUUGAGGUCACCGAGUCUUUCUUUGAUGAGGAGAACCAGGCAGUUGACCCCGCCGUGUACAAGAAGAUGGCAACCCACAUCACCCUUCUUGAGGGUGGUAUCCUGUUCCACUCUGUCUUCGUCGGAAUGACAAUCGCCAUGACCACCGACGGUCUCAUUGUCCUCCUCACUGCCAUCAUGUUCCAUCAGAUGUUCGAGGGUCUCGGUCUCGGAUCCCGAAUCGCCGCUGUGCCUUACCCCAAGGGCAGCAUCCGACCCUGGAUUCUUGUCUUUGCUUUCGGCUGCACAGCACCAAUUGGCCAGGCCAUUGGAAUUGCCAGCCGAAACUCUUACGAUCCCGAGGGCGAACUUGGUCUGAUCAUGGUCGGAGUGUUCAACUCUAUCUCCUCCGGUCUCCUGAUCUACGCCGCGCUGGUCAACCUCAUGGUCGAAGAUUUCCUCUCAGAAGAAGCGCAGCACCUCAUGAAGAAGAAGGACAAGAUCGCUGCCAUGGCCUGGCUUUUCCUUGGCGCGUUUGGAAUGUCUGUUGUUGGCGCCUUCGCUUAG
Fusarium sp. VM40 is the source of this 1269-nucleotide messenger RNA. NCBI's taxonomy places the organism in Eukaryota, Fungi, Ascomycota, Sordariomycetes, Hypocreales, Nectriaceae. The record is from the annotation of a GenBank genome assembly.